UCCCCUCCCCUCCCCACCCAGGCAAGAUGGCGGCGUGGCGACGGUUACUAAGCGACGGGGGAUUGCGGGGCUCCCUCGGGAGGCUCCGGUUUUCCUGCCUGGAUGAUGGAAGGCGGUCCUUUGCCCGCUGCUGUUCGAAAAAUGCUUUGCAGCAGCCCCCAAAGAUUUGCUGGAGGCUUUGUCCAACCAGAAACUUUGCCUCAGCUGCUACUGCUGGAGCCACAGAAGAAAACAUAUUAAAAUGGGGACUUCUGCUCAUCCCAAUAGGUUCAUUUUUCCUUGGCUGUUGGCAGGUUCAACGGCGGGAAUGGAAGCUGAAACUGAUUGCCGAACUGGACAGCCGGGUUUCCGCCGAGCCAAUUUCACUGCCAGCAGACCUCUAUGAACUGAACGAAUUGGAAUACGUGCCAGUCAAGGUCAGAGGUCAUUUUGACCACACCAAAGAGCUCUAUGUGCUCCCACGAUCCCCUGUUGACCCUGAGAAAGAAGCCAGGAAUGCCGGCCGUAUCAUGUCUAAUGUGGAGAGUGGAGCCCACGUCAUCACUCCCUUUUACUGCACUGACCUCGGGAUAACGAUUCUUGUCAACAGAGGAUUUGUUCCCAGGAAAAGGAUGAAUCCAGAGACCAGGUUAAAGGGACAGAUCCAAGAGGAUAUCGAACUCACGGGGCUGGUGAGGCUAUCUGAACCUCGGAGAGCUUUUGUGCCGGAAAACAACAUUGAACAAAACACUUGGUUUUACCGGGAUUUAGAUGCCAUGGCCAGGGUCACGGGAGCAGAACCCAUUUUUAUUGAUGCAGACUAUAGAAGCUCAGUUCCCGGGGGGCCAAUUGGGGGCCAGACCAGAGUAACUUUACGAAAUGAGCACAUGCAGUAUAUAAUUACUUGGUACACACUGUGUGCUGCCACUUCCUUCUUGUGGUACAAGAGGUUCAUUCAGAAGUUGCCUUUAUGAAUCCUACGAAUGUUGAAGAACGUGGUUCAGGUGUGCAGCUUUAAAAAGUGGCCAUCUAGCCCAGGUUGUAGACUGGAGCAUUUGGAAGAUGAUUUGGGAUUUCUUGGUGGACGAUCUCACCCAAGCCAAGAGUUGCUGGAAGCCAGGCAGUGUUUCUCUUAAAGUAAGCUGAUCUUCAAGUAUUUGGGGAAAUAUUAACUGGUUAUCAGAAGACAAUUAAGUAAUGGGGAGCCUUGAAGGAAAAGAAAAUCUUUUCAAACGUGGGCUCGUCAAUGAACAAGAAAUCGAUUAAGGCUUAGGGGAUACUCUAUAUUUGUGGUAAUUUGAAUCAUGUUUCUUGAAAUAAAAUGGUGUCUUUUUAGUG
Ahaetulla prasina is the source of this 1317-nucleotide messenger RNA. RefSeq names its product surfeit locus protein 1. The record is from RefSeq and is a predicted model, not a curated record. Bases 27 to 953 code for a protein of 308 amino acids. The transcript has 9 exons. Gene Ontology annotation, cellular component: mitochondrion; membrane. Lineage: Eukaryota; Metazoa; Chordata; Lepidosauria; Squamata; Colubridae. Gene Ontology annotation, biological process: mitochondrial respiratory chain complex IV assembly.